Messenger RNA from Pieris macdunnoughi, 786 nucleotides. The record is from the annotation of a GenBank genome assembly. Lineage: Eukaryota; Metazoa; Arthropoda; Insecta; Lepidoptera; Pieridae.
AUGGCGGACGCAGCUCCAGCCGGUGGACGUGGCGGUUUCCGAGGUGGCUUUGGGUCUCGUGGGGGUGAUAGAGGCCGUGGCGGUCUCCGUGGACGUGGACGUGGUCGCGGCAGGGGCCGCGGACGUGGAAAGGAAGAUCAGAAAGAAUGGGUGCCGGUCACCAAACUCGGACGACUUGUUCGCGAGGGAAAGAUCGACAAACUGGAAAGCAUCUAUCUGUUUUCGUUACCCAUCAAAGAAUUCGAAAUCAUUGACUUUUUCUUGGGUGCCUCGCUUAACGAUGAAGUAUUGAAGAUCAUGCCUGUUCAGAAGCAGACCCGUGCCGGUCAACGUACCCGAUUCAAGGCAUUCGUCGCUAUAGGAGACAAUAAUGGCCACAUUGGCCUUGGAGUGAAGUGCAGCAAAGAAGUAGCAACUGCAAUUCGUGGUGCUAUUAUCCUUGCUAAACUCUCUGUUCUGCCUGUGCGAAGAGGUUACUGGGGUAACAAGAUUGGAAAGCCACAUACAGUGCCAUGCAAGGUCACAGGAAAAUGUGGUUCAGUUACUGUGAGACUGAUUCCUGCUCCACGUGGUACUGGUAUUGUGUCUGCACCAGUUCCUAAGAAGCUUCUUCAAAUGGCUGGUGUUGAGGACUGUUACACAUCUGCCCGUGGUUCAACUGGGACUCUUGGAAACUUUGCAAAGGCCACAUAUGCAGCUAUUGCUAAGACCUAUGCCUACUUGACACCAGACCUGUGGAGAGACAUCCCCUUGACCAAGUCACCCUACUCCGAGUUUAAAGUCUAA